GACGAGUAGUGUGAGAGAGAAGCGUGAGUGAGAGUGUAACUAGAGUGUUCCUGGGGGCCGGGAGAGCUGACCCGGCGGGACCCAAACACUGGACCUGACGACGCUCAACCAUGCCAAAAUACUACUGUGAUUACUGCGACACUUACCUCACACAUGACUCCCCCUCGGUGCGGAAGACUCACUGCCAGGGGCGAAAACACAAGGAAAAUGUCAAAAUAUACUACCAGAAGUGGAUGGAGGAGCAAGCUCAGUCUCUGAUUGAUGCAACAACUGCUGCAUUUAAAGCUGGGAAGAUCCCAAAGGGAGCAGCCAUUCCUCCACCGACCAGCAUGCAAGGAGGACCAGGAGGUCCUGUUGGGCCAGGGGGUCCAGUGGGUCCAGGGCCUCAGAACAUGGGUGGUCCAGGAGGUCCUCCAAGAGGGCCAGGAAUGGGGAACAUGGGCCCUCCAGGCAUGGCUGGUGCAAACAUGCCAGGCAACAUGGGUAUGCCCCCCAUGGGUCCAAGAGGACCCAUGAUGGGGCCACCAAUGAUGGGUGGCCCUCCGGGUCCUGGCAUGCCACCUGGUAUGAUGCCAGGUAUUUCAGGAAUGCGACCUCCGAUGGGUGGUCCCAUGGGACCAAUGAUGAUGGGCCCUGGUGGGAUGCGACCUCCAAUGAUGGCCGGACCUCCACAAAUAAGACCAUAAAUCAUAUUUAUAUAGAACUUAUAGUAAGAAUUUUGAUGUACACAAUGAACAUUUUGAGAUAGAUGACCUGAAAAUUUUAUAGACAGUUCUACAGUACUGGAGAUGGGUUAAUAAAAAUACAACAAACUUUUUUGUUUGUGCAACUUGCUAAAUUGGAUACCGAGAUGUGGAAAAUAAAACUAGCGGUUGAUCAUGUCCGAAGUAAACCCAAUGAAGUUAUCAUUUUUGUUGUUGUAACAUCCAGCCAAUUUAAAAACAAAAAUUAAUCAUUUUGAGAUAACUUACUAUACUGUACAUCUAGGAUAACCAAAAUUGGGAUCAUUUUAGUUUUAUAAGCUUAAUUUGGAUUGUGAAUGAUAAGGAUUUUGAUAAUAUUUUGGGUAUAGCAGUCACAUUUCUAUUUUUUUUUUUUUAAUUUCCAAAGUGAUAUUUUGAUGGUAAAAUCAGGGACAAUGGAAAGUGGGUCUUUUAGAGCCUUAUAAAAAUCAGUGACGUUAUGCAAUUUGCAUUUAGUCUCGGUAUUUCUUACAGUGCACAUUUAUGUACUAUUUAUAAGACUGUUGAAUAUAAAAUUUGAGUAAAGAAAUGGCCUUUAGCGGAAUUUUUAUUCAAUCAUUCUGCCAAUAUCUUAUUAAAUGUCACUAUCUUAAAAUUGCUGUUUUAUAAAAGCACAGUAAUGUAGUGUCCCACUGUGUGGGAUGGCUGCAGUAGAAUUAAUUUGUAUUAUUCUACAUUAAUAUUAAAGUGUACCAGUGCAAAUAAAAAGCAAUGUACAUCUUGACAUGUAAGAUGCUCGUCUGUUCUCCAGCAGAUAACAUGUGCAUGUGAGCCGUUACUUUUCUUAAAUUAAUAGGUUACAUUUGUAGCAUUGGUUAUGAAAACAUGCAAAACAUGACCUAUUAAAAGAGAAGACGAGUUGAUAUGUGAGUUAUAAGUGUAUGGUUGUCAGUAUGUUUACAUUGACUACUAUAAAUAGAAGUAUUUAAAGUAUUUAAUGCAAAAUAAUUAAUGGUUUAAAUACAGUUUUAUUAAACUU
This is a messenger RNA of Procambarus clarkii (red swamp crayfish), 1722 nucleotides long. Its product is annotated as U1 small nuclear ribonucleoprotein C. Gene Ontology annotation, biological process: spliceosomal snRNP assembly; mRNA 5'-splice site recognition; mRNA splicing, via spliceosome. Lineage: Eukaryota; Metazoa; Arthropoda; Malacostraca; Decapoda; Cambaridae. Gene Ontology annotation, molecular function: pre-mRNA 5'-splice site binding; zinc ion binding. Gene Ontology annotation, cellular component: U1 snRNP; nucleus. The record is from RefSeq and is a predicted model, not a curated record.